AAUAUUCGUUUUUUUUUUAAUUCUGGCUUGCUUUGUUCAAAUACAAGUAUUCGAUAUGUAUUAGACCCCUGGUCAGAGGCGGACACACGUGUUAGGAAGGGGUUGCACCUGCAACAGGUUAAAUAUAACUAUUAAAGAGUUUUAGUCAUUGGACAAGAAAAAAUCGUAGCUCAGUUGGUGAAAUACUCCCUUUCUUGACCCCCUUUUCCUGAGUUCAAACCCUUUGUGUUAUUUUUUUUUACUUAUUUUAGUAUAAAAAUGUUUAUACUGGGCUGAAGCCCAAACAUUUGACACCCCUAAAAAAUGGGGCUGGGUCCGCCACUGCCCCUGGUCCAUCACUUUCAAACUGAAUCGUCUAAAAUGACUUUUUAGAAAUCUCUCUAGCCUUUUCGCUUCAGAAUAAGCCUCACGUGAGUUAUAACUAGCAUUGAUGUCGUAUAUUGUUUAAAGCCGAUAAUGUUUCCAGUGUUGCAACAUUCUCUUUGUUGAGUUUAAAUUAAAUGUCCUGAAAAUUUUGUCUUGCAUGGGAUCAUUAAUCUUGUCUAUACACCGUAGUUAUAAAAAAAAAUUCAGAUGGGAAGCUUGUAAGACUGUGGCGUGGUGUAUGGAACAAGGAAGAUAAUGGCGCCGGGAAUAUCCACCUUGAUCCUACAUACUUUGGCUUUGGAGAGAUAACCAGAGACAAGGAGACGUUCGAGCCUUUGAUGAGCAUAGUAAGGAUGAGGUAUGUGUUGGGAGAACGGACUCUGGUUGUUCUAUCUUAGCAGGUUCCGGCAUGGAUUCUUGGCCCACUUGGAACAGGAUCUCUACCGAUAAGCAUAACAGGACAUACCUGUCAUGAUGAGUGUAAGACAGUGGUUCACUGAGCUCGUCCUUGUUAACACCAUCGGAGCUCAUAACGUUGAUAGGUACCAUUUCAACUGGAGAGACAACUUCGUGGUGGGAAGGAGCGGUUUUUUGUUGACAGAAGUCAAGAUGAGUAUGCUAAGAGAGAAUAUGAAAUUAAUCAUACAUUCUUGGCUUGUGUUGACAUAUUUACUAUUAUUAGUCUCUACUAUUUUACAUGUUUUUACGUUAUUAACAAAAGAUUUGGAACAUUUUGCAGGGUUUGUUGUUGGAAGAAGGAUGAGAUGUAGCAAAACCGUCCUGAAGAAAUCUUUAAUGAACAAGAGAUGAUGGUGCUGCAUGGGGUUGAUCUUGAAUUGGACUUGGCCAACUCACUACAACAUCAAGCUGCAAAAUGAUGUGAAGCUAUUGCUCGGGAAAUAAUUUAGGUCAAAGAUGACAAUGAUAACAUGACUGAUGCGCAAGUGGUUAUGGAGUGAUGUGAUCAUGGAUAGGUAUCUUGAACCAGUUCAGGAGGAGGUUGACAAGAAAGCUGUCUUAACCAUUCCGAAGAUCAACUGUAAGGAAGUAGAAGGCAUUGGACGAGACAAAAAUCAGUAUUCAAUAACCAUUGUGGAUAAGAACCAGCUGAUCAACAAUUAGGAAAUCCAUUUGUGAGUGCUCUUUUUUCCUAUCUUGGUGUUGUUCCAUUGGUUUUCCAAGAUAGGUUAUUAACGAGGCUACAUAACUUUACCUUAUCUCCUGGCCUUCUCGGCCGCCAAGGGAAUAGAAAAUCUAGAACGCUUCGACAUUAAUAUACUGUUUCCUGACCAAGAAACCAGAGGAUGAGAGGGGAAAUAAUCGAUCUACGCACAUAACGACGAAGAGGAUUCGAUCUACUCAAUUCCAGAAAAAGUCAAGAAAUAAUACCUGAAGAUGGGGUGCGGAUGCCAAGAUGUGCAGCUUAGAAAUAAGAAGAAAAAAGGGAAAUUUAAAAGAGAAAUCGUUUUUGUCUUCUCGGAGAAACCGAUGGCUUCGAUCCCAAAUUUGAGAAAUGGGGGGGGGGGGGGAGAUUUUGAAAUUCAAAACGAAUUCAUUUCUGAAAAAUCAGAUCGGAUCCGAUUCACCUACAAAUAAGAAAAGGGAAUCUGAGAUACCAAGGCCGAUUCGAUCAACGAAAUUCUCUAAAACUCAAGGAAUCAGAGUCAUGCACCGGGUCCAAGCACCAUGCCGACAAGCGUACAAAUAAUGAUGCUCACUGAAGGAUCAAACAUCCUGCCUAAGGCCAGGAGUUCUGCAUAUAAGUCUUGCCAUCCACUGAAAUGCAAGACCAGGGUCUCGAACCUUGCUAGAUCACUUUCAGACAGGUCCAGAACCUGGGAACACCUACUAGACUCCAGUCUACCUCAGGGAAAUCAACUCUACUCCAGGUUCAAACACGGUUCGGGCCUAAGAAAAACAUGGAAAAAAAAGAAUCACUGGAGCGAUGUCCUGCCAAGGGUGCCUGCUGAAAUAGAGAAACUCCGAUUGACUCAAGUGCACAUGUUAUUCCCCGACAACUAUGACGAAAUCGAGAAAUAAGGAGAAAACUGUAGGGAAAAAAUACUCAUGUAUAAAAAUCCUCCAGGCCUCGGGCAGAACACCGACCUCCAUGUUCCUGCUGAGAGGAACCCUGGUUUCGACCCAUGCUACCAUCCCUGCCUCCGGGUAAAAUGGAAGUUUUCUAAUUAAAGGGAUUCUUCCUUAUUUAUGAAUAUGAAAGUGUUUAACCUACCUAACCGACGUCUAUGUGACUAUAUAAGGGGACCUCAUACCCUAGAAUAAGGGAUCGACAUUCAGAGACUAAAGAGAUUAUAGCUAGACGGCUAGAACUAGGGUUUAUACACCAAAACGUUGUAGUUCUUGCUCAUUCAAUCAAUAAAACAUCUCUUUACUCUCUAUUCUUGCUCAUCUUCCUGCUCUUCUAUUGUUCUGGAGUACUCACAAAGAUCCUACACAAAUAUACCCUAACACUUCCAGGCUCAUAAAAUUGUAGUUGUAACGUCGUUCCCUAUAAAACAAGUCCUCCACAAACCCGAAGUGUCAGGACGUCUGGCCAAAUGGGCAAUGAAACUGGGAGAAUAUGAUUUAGUGUUUAGGCCAGCUACGGCUAUCAAAUCACAGGUCCUAGCAGACUUCGUAGUAGAAUUUUCUCCCACUAUGCUUCCAGCCCUAGAACAGGAGAUCAACCUCCGAAAUGAGGGAGGAAAGACUGGAGAAUGGAUUCUACACGUACACGGAUACAGUAAUAUCAAAGGAGCAGGAGUUUUAAUAGUACUCACCUCCACUGCAUGGAAUACAACCUCGAGGGCCGGAAGAUGCAAUUUCAAGGCAACCAACAACGAAAGCGAAUAUGAAGUCUUGUCUAACGCUCGCCAAAAAAAUGGGGGGCCGAGAACAUCCAGGUCUUCAGCGACUCACAACUAAUAAUCAGCCAGGUGCAGGGAGAAUAUCAGGCCAAGGAUGCUAGUAUGAUCAAAUACAUUUCGAUCGCCAAGUGCCUAGUCAAAAGUUUUCAAAGCUGUAAGCUUACACAUAUCCCCAGUGAGCAGAAUUCCCAGGCCGACCAUGUGGCUAAUCUAGGGUCUGCCCUCGAAACUAAAAGCCAGAUGAGUAUUCCCAUGCUGGUGCUUUAGUGUCCAGCAACGGAGAAAGAAGUGGAGCCUGAGGAAAUGUUGGCCAUCACAGAAGGAGUAACUUGGAUGACCCAAAUAGUCAAAUACCUGGAAACAGAUAUCCUCCUUGAGGAUCACAACGAAAAUAGAAGGAUCAAGAAGCACACAGCAAGAUAUAUUGUAUUUCCCAGGAGAAAUUGUUCAGAAGAUCCUUCUCCGGCCGUUACCUGCGAUGCAUCACACCGGGAGAGGCCACCAUAAUACUCGAAGAAUUGCAUGAGGGAGAGUGCGGUUCUCAUUCGAGCGGCCGAAGCCUGGUAUUAAGAGCCAGAAGAGUGGCUACUAUUGGCCCACCAUGGCGGAAGACGCAACAAACAUGCCAGAUAUCGUGCCAAAGGCAUGCUCCGGUUUCCAAGCUUCCCCCAGAAUACCUCAACUCUGUGAGCUCUCCCUGGCCUUUCAGGAAAUGGGGCAUGGAUAUAGUAGAAAAAUUCCCAAUAGCUCCGGGGCAGAAAGUCAUCCUCCUGAUAGUUACCGACUACUUCUCCAAAUGGGUGGAAGCCGAAGCAUUGAGCAAGAUAACUGAUCUCCACAUCCAAAAAUUCAUGUGGACUAACGUGAUCACCCGCUUUGGGGUCCCGCAAGAGAUCAUUACCGAUAAUGGACCCCAGUUACGAGCCAUAACUUCAAAGAUAUUUGAAAGAACUAGGGCAUAAAGCUUACCUUCGCCACACCAAGAUAUCCUCAGUCCAAUGAACAAGCGGAAUCUACCAACAAGACGGUGGUAAACAUGAUAAACAAAUGCCUGGAAGAUGCUCAUGGGAGAUGGGUAGAAGAAUUACACAGAGUUAUAUGGGCUUAUAGUACCACGUCCAAAACGGCCACAUAGGAAACUCCCUACUCAUUGGUCUACGGCACAGAGGCUAUUAUACCAACGGAGGUGCACGUAAAUGACCUUAUCAGAACCUCUCUCUCAGGAAGAAAACGAUGAGCUGAUGGGCCUGAGCCUCAACCUGCUCGAUGAAAAGAGAGAGAUAACAAGGCUAAGAAACUGGUCCUACCAUCAAGACAUCGCCAAAAGCUACAACAAAAGAGUCACAACCAGGACUUUCCAGCAAGGAGACCGGGUUCUUCGACGAGUCUUCGAAAAUAAGAAAGACAAACCAGCAGGGAAGCUUGCGCCCAAAUGGGAGGGUCCCUAUAAGUUAAUCGAGGUACGAGGAGCAUAAGCCUAUAGGCUGCAAGACAUCAAUGGCAAGAUUCAACCAAACUGUUGGAAUGCCUUGCACCUCAAAACCUAUCAUUUUUAAAUACAAUCUUCGGAUCACACUUUACAUUGCUAUACUACCUAUUAUUUAAGCAUUAUGGUUUCCUACUCCUAUUUUACACAAAACGUCUCCGGACUGAGCCUAUAUAAUAAAAAUUAGUUAUGACUAAGGGAGUAGCAGGAAUACCAAUAUACUUAAAGGGGCAUACGAGCUGGAUCAGGUCUCAAGAGACUUCCGAUCUUGGCCAACCCUUUGCCUAAGUGGUAUGUCCACAGUAACGAUAAUGGUUAUACGAGAAAUAAAUUAGAUUUGAUCCAUAAAGAUAAAGAUAAAGAAUUGAAUGACUUAAUGAGUAAAUAUGUAAGAAUCUAGCUUUAGGAAAAAUGUCGACAAAGUGAAUUAGAAUUUAGAGGAAAAUGAAGGUGGGGGGGGGGGGAGAGGGAAAAUUGUUUUCAUAGCUUUUGACCCGAAAAAAAGAACAUAGACAUAAGUAAAAUGUUUUUGCUUGGUGAGUCUUGAUUAUGUCUCCUAUGCUCUUCUCCUUGUUUUAAUCAUUUUAAGUUGUGAUUAGCGUUUCCAUUUACUUUGCCAAAUUUGAUUUUUUUUAAUGGUAUUUAUUUUAAUCGACGUUUCUGAUCAGAACGUUUUCUUAGUUACUAUUUUCAAAUGAUUUUAUGUUCAUUUAAGAAUUGAGAUUGACCAUAUAGGCUUGUAUGUGUUAUUCAAUACAAGCCUUACACUUCAUUUAUGUUGUUCAUUUUGUUUUCUUCAUUUGGUUUAGCGUUACUGACCUUAAAUCUUGUGUCAGAGUUUACAUAGUGUUUUAAAAAUCGCUUUAGACAGUAUCUAGGUGCUAGGUCCUCCAAAACUGUGGUGAUUAUCUUGUAAGGUCCUCCAAAACUGUGGCGAUUAUCUUGUAAACCAUCUAAAAUCUAAACAAAAUGUUUACACUAUUUUUCUCUCUCCUCGAAAUCUUUCUCCAUCCUCUAUCCUCAGAAUUCCUCCCUCUUUGACGUCUCCACCAGCUCCGGCAACCGGUGGUGGCACGCGUGGUUGCCGGGAGCCCUCUCAAAUCCUAUUCCUCUUUGUAUUUUGCUCUGUUUCUCUCAUAUUCCUCUUCUAUGUCGUCUUGCUCGGUGUUCUGGUUUGGUCCUCCGGCGUGGUUCGUUCUGUCUGCGGUUGGUAGAUCCUGGUCUGGUGUGUAGGCGCGGCGGGGUGUGAUGUGGGUGGGAUGUGAGUGAACGGAGUCGGUUUUAAGGGUUCGGCGGCGGCGAUUGGAUGAGGUUUUCAUUUUCUCUCGAUCUGGUCCUCUGCCGGCGGUGGGAGCGCGUUAACGUGGUUGUAAGGCUCCUUCUUUUCAGAUCCGGUGGUCUUGCCUUCAAGCUAUCGUUUUGGAGUGGAGUGGAAGUGGUAGUGAUGUGAUCAUGGGCUGAUAUAUGAAGCUAUGGACAUGAAAGACAUUCAGAAAUUGACCCAUGAUACUAGGUUGCAUGUCCAGCCCAUUUUUAUCAAGUUACAAGCCCAAAAAGAUUCAUAAACAAGUGGUUUAUUUGCUGCCCAAGAGGAGUUACGAAAAUUUGGUGUUUCAUUGCAUGGAAGGCUUCUCUCGCUUGCAUGUAAGGAAUGCUUGUUUCAAGAACAUUUUCUCUCCUCCAUACACUGAAUUUAGCAUUUCCCAUGUAAUAAGUAUUUAACUUUCUCACCAAGUUUAGUAUCCUAUAAAUAAGUUGUAAUCUUCAUGAAAUAAAAUAAGAGUUGAGUUUAUAUUUUUGGAAACAUUGAGAGUGAUUCUCAAACCUGUUUUUGAUCAUGGUGUGUCAUAUCCAUUGGUCAAAACUUGUAUGAUUGUUGGUGUUUAAUAUCCUUCAAUCUAACUCAAUCAAACUUGGUGCGUAAUAUCCAAGGGAGAUUGUUAUAGGGUAAAUCAGAAGCCAUCCGCAACUUCUGUGUGACCUUUCGACCCACGUCCAUUGAUCGUUUGUUGCUUUCGGGCUCAUUCGGUGCAAGACUUAUCCCUUACCAAUUUCAGAGUGUAUUCCUUGGAAGGUUUCUCAGCAAGUUUAGUGUAUUCCUUCAGUCUAACUUUGUCUAAUCUAGUGUAUCAUAUCUAGAGGAAGCCAUUAUAGGGUAGUAUCAAGAGACUUUCCACCCCUCUUGUGUCACCUUUCGAUCCACAUCCCUUGAUCGUUUGUUUCUUUCUAGCUCAUUCGGUGCAAGGCUUAUCCUUUACCAAUUUCAGAGUGUAUUCCUUGGGAGGUUUUUAUCAGGUACGGUGUCGUCGGAGUUCUGUAUUUGCUUGGGGUCCAGUGAGGCACCUCCUUCUCCAUCCGGCCAAGUCAAGUUGUACUUUGGGGCUCUUUCUUAAGGUGUGUCUGUUGUGGUUUAGGUUUCUGUGUGGUUGCCGGUCUGCGGUGGUUGUCGUGUGCGGUCGUCGGAUUGUUUCUGGGCUGGGUCGUCUAUGACCUGCGCCUCGAACUCUCCGGUAGUCACUACUGCUUUCUCUUCACGUUUCUCACCGCUCUUGUGCUGUUACAUCGCAUCUGCUCAGUGUGAUGCCUCCUCCUUUCCAUUUCUUUGGGGUUCUCAACGGUCUCCUCCAUUGCUUUCUCUCCGACGAGGCUUUAUAGAGCUCCCAUCAGUUCUCGGUGUGAGCGCGAGGCAAGGCUUCAGACCUCCGUUUGAGUCUCAAAGCUCUAUUUCCUUGAAGGAGACUUGUGUGCUGAUUGGUCAUCCCAGCUCCAUUGUCAGGUCGCUUGAUCACCAAUGGAGGGCUGAUCUAUCUCUAUAUUGUAGGUUUGGGCGAGCGGCUCAGGUGGCUCUCAUUGCUCCAUGUCUUCUUGCAUCUGCUCGCAUUAUAAAUCCGAAGCCGAGCAUAAUAAGUGUGAUUUUGGUGGUCUUGGGACGUCAAGCCAGAUUGGCGCUCUAGUGUGCUUGAUACAAGUGGAGAUUCUUAGCUCGGGUCUCAGGCUCCUCUACCGGUGGUGGUUGGUGGCUUGUGAUUCCUUCAGCCGGUCUUUGAAAAGCUGUGUAUGGUUGGUGUCAAUCUUUUGGAGUAGCGCUUUGGGCUAGCCAACUUCUACCGAGCGUGGUCUCAUAUUUUAUCAAAGGCUCCGAACCCAUUUGGCAAUGAUGCAGUAUCGGCCAGGCUAUCCGUCUGCUAGUGUUUUGUGUUUAUGUAUUAAUGUUAUGUCUUUUGAUCCUCCAAUGUUGCUUCUUCUUUCUUUUUGGUGUUUAGGUUUUUAGUCUUUUUUGCUACUAGUAUUCUUUAUACUGUUCUCAAAAACUUAAAACUUUGGUAUAUAAAACUUAACAUCUACACCAAAAAAAAAAUCUAAACAAAUCUAAUAUUAUAAUAAAACUAAUUAUGAUUUGUUAUUUAUAAAUUAUAGUAAUUUAUAUAUUAUAAUAUAGAAUCUUAUGUAAAUAAAAUACUAUGAAUUUUAUCAUUUUUAGAUAAUGAUAUUUAAUAUAAAAUAUUAUAUAUUUUUAGUUUAUUAUUAUAUUUUUUAAACGCCUAAACUAUUUAACUAAUAGUAACGUCCGAUUAAUCGUUUUAGACGGUUUUAGGUGUUAGACGUUGAGUCAUCGUCACCUAGCACCUAGCACUUUUCUUUAACUCUGGGAAUAGUUUUUUUCAUUGUAUUUAAAAUUUUUUUCUUAUCAAUACUGUAUUUUAAGUUCGUUAUUAUAUAUGAACGUGUACAUAUACUUUUCCUCGUCAUAAGGCCGAUCCCUGCUUAUUAAAACAACUUAACAAGAUUAUUUUAUGAAAAGAAGUUAAAAGAACACGAGUUAGCAAUAGCGUCGACGUGUGUUCGAGAGAUCACGAGAUGUAACAAUAAAAAGCUGGUUACUUUGCUUUACAUAACAUCUCCAUCUCAAUUUCUACAUAUUCUUUCCGUAAUUUAGUUAGUCUCUUGUUUACUCAUGUCGAAAUGUGUCUCAGCUUCUCCUACCUCCCAAGCAUUCAUAUCUCUAGUUAUCUAUAUAUUUACCCUCACGUAUAUAUUGAAUCCGAUAUUCUAUGGUAUAUUCCAGAAACAAUAAUCAAUCGUAGAUGUCUACUUUUAUAGCAAAGAGUCUCGGGUCCAUUGUCUCUAUUGUAGCAAGAUUUUUCUCUUUCCGACGCCGUCCUAAGUCUAAUACAAGACCCACCACACAUAUCAGCUACUUCAGGAUGUCUAAGAAACGCCCACUUUCUUUGCAGACGGUUGAUCUCAAGGUCAGGAUGUGUUGCACUGGUUGUGUCAGGAUCGUUAGGAAGGCAAUCUCAAAACUCCGAGGAGUUGAUUCAGUAGAGGUGGAGAGAGAGAUGGGAAGAGUGAGAGUGGUGGGAUACGUCGACAGAAACAAAGUGCUCAAAGCCGUGAGACGAGCCGGGAAGAGAGCUGAGUUUUGGCCAUACCCUGAGCCUCCACUUUACUUCACAUCUACUCAAAACUAUUUUGUUGAUCCCUCAAAAGAGUUUAAAGAGAGUUAUAACUAUUACAGACACGGUUACAAUGGUACGGAACAACAUGGUAAUAUCCCUGCAGGUAGUCGUGGAGACGACAGGGUUAGCAAUAUGUUUAAUGACGAUAACGUCAAUGCAUGCAGUGUCAUGUAGCUGCUUAAAAACGACUGAAAACUUGACGCAAAACUAAAUACUAAUAGAAUAAAACAUGAGAAGUUCUUUUUUUUCUUCUAAUUUGUAUUGCAACAUUUUAUGAUGUGUAAAACAAAAUUACUGUUGUAAGAAAAAUCAAAGAUUUAAUGUGGAGUGUACACAAUGUCGACAUGAAGUGAUAAAUAACAAGAGAAGAGGGUUCAAAAGAGUUCAAGAGACUUCAAAAAUAAACACAGUAACUCCGUGAAUAGUAACUUCAAUUGUUUUGGUUGCUCUAGAAAAAUAAACCUACUAAUAAUCUUUUAGCCACCAUUGUAAAAAUCAAGGAAAUCAAUUUUUUUCUUCUCUUUCUUGUUCUUCAUGUUCUUCAGUUUCAAGCAAGUAAACCAUUCUAAAUCUUUCUCUAACUGUUGAACCGAUGAAUAAGGUGGGAGUUUGUCCAUUGGAAAACAAAACCUGUACUACAACCUGGAUAUAUAUGUACUCUAGAGAAAUCGGUUAAUUCAUAAGUCAACAGAGUCUAACGAUCUCGAUCAGUACAUGUACACAUGAGCUGUGUAGAUACAUACACCAACACUUAAUUAAUUCACAUUCAAUACACGAACUAAAAAAUACAGUUUUCAAAUACAUUGACCAAUUGUCCUUUACUCAACAUUAUUUUUCUGUUUUUAAAUAUUAAUUUAAAAUAAUUAAAAUUUAUUAAUCAGGAUUUAUGUAAAAUUAUAGUUUUGUAAGUGCAUAUAUUAAGAAUAUUUAUGUAAUAUCAAUUUAGAAAGAAUUACAUUUCAUUUAAAAUAUAUCAGGUAAAAUUUAUUCUGGUACAAUUCAUUUUAUUUUAAGUUUCAUAAUAUUAUCUAAAUUUUUGAAAAUUUUGAACUGUGUUAACUUAUUUUGUAUAUAUUAAAAACAAAUUAUGACUUGUAUAUAUAGGAAAUGAACAUGUAAAUAAUAAAAAAUCUUAUAUUAGUUGGUGAUAUAUAUUUCGUAAAUUUUUGUUAGAAUUCAAUUAUAUAGUUAAUAUCCGUAAUACAUGUAUCAUUAAAGAAAAACGAAAUAGAAAACAUAUCAUAUAUUAUUAAUACAUGUAAUGUUAUGUAACAUAAAUGGUCUGAAUAAUUUUCAUAACGCUUUGGAAUAUUCCUUAAAUAUAUUUAUUUGCUGAUUAAUUUUAAUUAAUAAUAAUUUUCUAAAACUAAUGAAUGACAUGACUUUGUAAAUAAAUUAAAAAUCAAGGACAGAAUCCUAGUAUGAAUUAUGUUUUAAUAGUAUAGAUAGUAUAGAUGGGAAAAGGAGAAAACUCAAAAAUAAGGAGGAGUUUUUUAUUAAAUAUUUAAUAAACCAUUGGGUAAAUCCCACCUAAUCCAUAAACCCUAAAUUUUAAACUUUAAACGUAAACCUUAAACCCUUGGAUAAAUCCUAAACUCUAAAUCAAAAACACUAAACACUAAAACACCCAAGGGUUUAGGUUUUAUGAUUUAAGGUUUAGGGUUUAGUGUUUAGUGUUUUGGAUUUAUCCAAAGGUUUACGGUUUACCCAAGGGUUAAAGAUUUAGGAUUUAGGGUUUAGUGUUUUGCUGACAACGUUAAAGAUAUAUUUAAAAAAAAAAUAUUUUGUAAUUACUAUUAUUUUUUAUUUAUUUAUUUUACCUAUUAUUUUAAAAACAUAACAUAACUUGACAAUAUUUUAUUUUUUUUAAAGAUAUCGAAUAUGAAAUAACACAAUUCUAUUGGUUUGUGAACCUAAAGGUUCACAGGGUGAAUCCAAUAAUAAGUCUUAAAAUAAUACAUGUUUAAUACUCAUAUUUUUCAUAGUAUAAAUAGUUUUAGAAGUAUUUUUUCACAUUUGAAUACAACUUUUGUACUUUUUAGAUAUUGUGACCAAUUAAAUUAUGUAUUUAAAAAAAGAAAAUAGUUGAUAUAUGAUAUUUUUUUUAAAGUAACAACUUUCUUAAUAUUAAUAUUUUUAGCUCUGUGAAAAAAAAAGUUUUACCUAAAACUACAUAAUUUUUUUCACAUUUUGAUAUGAGAAACUGAACCAACUAUGCUACGUUACUGAGCUAGAGAAGUUUGGCUAGGAAAAGUGUAUGUAGACUAGAUUGCAGUGAGUCAUCUCUGUGUAUGUGAAUCUGGCUUUGAAUGCUAAAUAGUGCAUCAACUUUCUGAUACAAUCUUUGUUCUGUCAUUCAAAUUCUUGAAUUUUAAGAGCAUAACUCUCUACCAUUAAACUGUCCACAGCGUAAGAUAAGAUGUGUCAAUUAUAGACUUUGAAGGAAAUAUGUUUAUGGCUCAUAGAAG
Brassica rapa (field mustard) is the source of this 11647-nucleotide messenger RNA. Its product is annotated as heavy metal-associated isoprenylated plant protein 44. NCBI's taxonomy places the organism in Eukaryota, Viridiplantae, Streptophyta, Magnoliopsida, Brassicales, Brassicaceae. Gene Ontology annotation, molecular function: metal ion binding. The record is from RefSeq and is a predicted model, not a curated record.